AGGUAAUGUGGUAUUAUUCCUGUCGGUUUAUUUUAUCCCCCGGUUUCACAGACAAGGCUUGAGGCUAGUCCCACAAAUGCAUAUCUGGGCUGGUUUACUUAAAGAAACUUGCACUGACAUCUCUUAAAAUAUAGACAAAUGGAGCGUGUGUUAGGUUUAGGCGUUGGGCCAUUGGCAGCUGGGACUGUGGGGCUGCUGAUUUUGCUGAAAGUGAUCCAGAGAUUGAGACACAAGCAGAAUCUACAGGAUAAAGUGGUGGUGAUCACUGGAGCCAGUUCAGGCCUGGGCAAAGAGUGUGCACGGGUUUUCCAUGCGGCAGGGGCCCGACUGAUCCUGUGCGGACGGGACCAGAAGAGACUGCAGGACGUUGUGGAGGAGCUCAGAAACACAACCAAUGGAAAGAUACAGACUUACUCUCCCUGCACGGUCACCUUUGACCUCUCCAGCACAUCUCUGGUGUCCAGCGCCGCCGAGGAGAUUCUGAAGUGCCACGGUCACGUCGAUGUCCUCAUCAACAAUGCAGGCAUUAGUUACCGUGGCAACAUCCUGGACACCCAUGUAUCAGUUCAGCGAGAUGUCAUGGAGACUAACUACUUCGGUCCUGUUGCUCUUACACACGCCCUCCUGCCUUCGAUGGUCGACAGACGCAGUGGACAUAUUGUUGUCAUCAGCAGUGUGCAGGGAAAGAUCUCCAUACCGUACAGAUCUGCGUAUUCUGCAUCUAAGCACGCGACGCAGGCCUACUUUGACUGUUUGAGGGCAGAGGUCGACAGGUUCGGCCUGCAGGUGUCUGUCAUCAGCCCUGGUUACAUCAGAACAAACCUGUCCAUCAAUGCAGUCACGGGGGACGGCUCGAAAUAUGGAGUAAUGGACAAAACCACAGCGAAGGGGUCGGAUCCAGUGGACGUGGCGCGUGCUGUUCUGAAAGCUGUCUGUCACAAACAGAAAGACGUGGUUUUGGCUGGGCUGCUGCCUACUGCAGCCGUUUAUCUGCGUACACUGUGGCCCGCUCUCUACUUCAGACUGAUGGCUUCACGGGCCGUGAAAGAACAGAGAGUGAAGGAGGAAUAAGAGAAAACAGUAUUAAAGCAACACUAUGUAACUUUUUCUGUGUUCAAAAAUUAGCAAAACGUAUAUAAUGAGCGAGUACAUCAUAAAUUCAUCUACCAAAUCACUACGGUACAUUUAAUAUAAUAAGUGAUUUAUCUUCAGACUAUUGUAGCCUGUUUGGGUCGUCACUGCUGCGGAGUAACAAAUACCUGCGUGUAUCGCCAUAGACAUAAGGUGCGUCACAAAAUGCGUACUUAUGCACUAUUCUGUGACGUUUAAAUACCUGGAUGACUGAAGGUUUCAGAGCUAAAAAGUCUCAUUUUAAUGUCUAAAAGGAAAUGUAUUUAAUAAAUAUUAAGGUUAAAAAUGGA
Cyprinus carpio (common carp) is the source of this 1421-nucleotide messenger RNA. Its product is annotated as peroxisomal reductase activating PPAR-gamma-like. Gene Ontology annotation, molecular function: oxidoreductase activity. Gene Ontology annotation, cellular component: membrane. The record is from RefSeq and is a predicted model, not a curated record. Lineage: Eukaryota; Metazoa; Chordata; Actinopteri; Cypriniformes; Cyprinidae.